Brachypodium distachyon (stiff brome) is the source of this 1167-nucleotide messenger RNA. Its product is annotated as endonuclease 2. Bases 123 to 1010 code for a protein of 295 amino acids. Gene Ontology annotation, molecular function: nucleic acid binding; endonuclease activity. Lineage: Eukaryota; Viridiplantae; Streptophyta; Magnoliopsida; Poales; Poaceae. The record is from RefSeq and is a predicted model, not a curated record. The transcript has 9 exons. Gene Ontology annotation, biological process: DNA catabolic process.
UCCCGCGCUUUACUGCGUACGCCGCUGAUCCCGCCGAUCCCCUUCCAAAAUCCUGCAUAAAUCACAGACGCACCCCAGCACAGCAGAGCAGAGCUCCAUCUGCCGUCCCCGGUCUCUCCGCCAUGGCGCCCCUGCUUCUCGUCCUCCUCCUGGCCGCCGCCGUCUCGCCGCUCCCGGCGCCGGCGCACGGCUGGGGCGUCGACGGCCACCUCAUGAUCUGCCAGAUCGCACAGAGCCGGCUGAGCGGCGCGGCGGCGGCGGCGGUGAAGGCGCUGCUGCCGCGGGACGCCGGCGGCAACCUGAGCAGCGUCUGCUCGUGGGCCGACAACGUCAGGUUCAGGUACCACUGGUCGGCGCCGCUGCACUUCAUCGACACCCCGGACAACCUUUGCGGCUACAGCUACGACAGGGACUGCAAGGACAAUGACGGCGUCAAGGGCCGCUGCGUCGCCGGCGCCAUCAACAACUACACCUCCCAGCUCCUCACCUACGGAUCAUCGUCAUCACAUUCUUCCUCUGCCCAAUAUAACCUGACGCAAGCGCUCUUGUUCCUGUCGCAUUUCAUGGGAGACAUCCACCAGCCACUUCAUGUGGGGUUUACUUCUGAUAGAGGAGGGAACACCAUUGACGUCCACUGGUAUAAGAGGAAGACCGUCCUCCAUCAUGUUUGGGAUGCGAGCAUCAUAGAGACGGCGGAAGACGACUACUACGAUCGCGGCACAGCCGAAUUCGUCGACGCCCUGACGAAGAACAUCACGGGAGAGUGGUCAGAGAAAGUGCAAGGGUGGGAAGAGUGCAGCAAGAACCAGACGGCAUGCCCUGACAUAUACGCUUCUGAGAGCAUUACUGCAGCCUGCGACUGGGCGUACAAGAACGCCAAAGAAGAUUCAACUCUGGGAGAUGCCUAUUUCGGGAGCAGGCUACCGGUUGUGAGCUUGAGGCUGGCGCAGGGUGGCGUCCGAUUAGCAGCUACACUAAACAGAAUAUUUGGGGAGACGAAGACAGCAUGAUUAUUUUUGCAGCAGUUUGCUGAAUUUGGCCCAAAUUGUACCGAGAAACUCUAUAUUAUUCGUGUUUCGUUUGUAAUAAAGUUAAGACAGGUAUUAUUAGGGCUUCUUUUUUAUACAAAUUAUUUUCGUAGGAUAUCUGGAGGAUUCUUUACUAAAA